Molecule: messenger RNA, 1372 nt
Organism: Rhodofomes roseus
Lineage: Eukaryota; Fungi; Basidiomycota; Agaricomycetes; Polyporales; Fomitopsidaceae
Exons: 5
Coding region: 247-1179 (310 amino acids)
Source: RefSeq, a predicted model, not a curated record
AUCUAGGAUACCAUCUGCGUCUCGGGAGGAUGGGUAGGGUUCAGACUACGGGACAGUUGCGGGACAGUGUCGUGGAAGCAUAAAUCAGACUUUUAGACUUGACCGGCCUCGAGCCGUCUCGACUUUGGACCCUGCGUGCGCCUCGGUGCCCUAGGCCCAUCCAGUUCAGCACUUAGAGCAGGGUCCGGCAUCUGAAGCCGUCUAGGGACAGUCUGGGCCGCGGCAGCAGGUGUGUGUUUCAUAAGCAUGACGGGCCCAACGCUCCUUAUACAGGCUGUAGGGCUAGCGGGACUACGGCGAGCAGAUGCCACGACUUCCUCUCCCCAACUCUCAGGCUUACUGGCGUUCAACCAAAACUCGUCAACAUCCGUCCGAACAACCGUCAUUCGUGUCCGAUUGGCGCACCGCCCACCGUUGUACCUGAUUCAUGACCGGGCGGUCAUCGUCAUGAAGCACAUCCAUGAUGUCUGGCCGGAGACAGUGAUUUCGGGAAGUCGAGCAACGUUGACGGUGCCGACGUCAGGCUUCGAACUCUCAUCGUGGUGCACAACCCGACAUGUUGGUGGACAGGCAGGGCACGACCUGAGCGCAUCUGCAAUACGGAGCGGUUGGACAUCGACGCUGUCGCGACUCAAUACGUUGAUACGUGAACGCAGUGCACCUCCCGCUGACGAAUCGUGGAGCAAGAAGCCGCGCGAAGAGGUGGUUAGUGUGUGGGCUAUGACGGAGGGGGACCUGCUGGCAUCCCAGAAGGUGUGCGCUCGAAUUGGACGGAAGCGUUAUGUCGUUCUUGACAUACACUGUGCGUCGGUAAACCCGAGCGUGGGUACGCCCGGCCAUCUCCCAAAUGUCACGCGACCGCAGACGACCAAUCGUACGAACAGAAGGAUCCGCUGCGAUGGCCCCUGCUUCGACGAGACGUACAUCGUGCGAUAUGCGCCUCCUCGGAGCAAUGUUCAUCUGAUACUGGCAACGCAUCAGUCAAAAUUGACGAGAAAAAUACGUGUGCAAAGUGCGCCCGGUACAGAGGGCUUUUGCUUGACGGGCUGCGCGCAAGCCUUGAGGCCGAGACCACUGUGUUCCUCAGGAACAGCGCACCUUCGCCCGGAGCCUGGGUUGAUAGGACCUGAAGACAAAAACGCUGCCGCCGCAUGUCAGCGAACCUGCGCGCGCGGAUAAGGCGCGGCCGAACCUAACUGGACCCUUGGCACGGACUCUUCGGGAAUCGUCGAAUAGGAGGACCAUAUACCGUUCGCCCGCCUGGCGUCCGAGCGAGGGUGAACGCAUGGUGACGGCAGCCGCAGUUGUCCGCUGUCUGUCGGACAAGGUAGAGUUGGAUUUGGCUACGAAAUCACGCAGUUGUGGUCGGCGG